Messenger RNA from Aspergillus candidus, 861 nucleotides. RefSeq lists its product as uncharacterized. Gene Ontology annotation, biological process: mitochondrial respiratory chain complex IV assembly. Gene Ontology annotation, cellular component: mitochondrial matrix. NCBI's taxonomy places the organism in Eukaryota, Fungi, Ascomycota, Eurotiomycetes, Eurotiales, Aspergillaceae. The record is from RefSeq and is a predicted model, not a curated record. Bases 200 to 616 code for a protein of 138 amino acids. The transcript has 2 exons.
CAGUCGUCCAGCCACCGUGACAGUCUCAACUUAUAUAUUGAUGCUAUUUAAAUAGGAGAAGGAUACCAUGCCUUGACCCGGAAAUUCCCUGGUCCUUUUCUUUUAAUUGAUCGUCAACUGUCUUCGUCCUCGACUUCUCACAUGUCUACGUGACCCUCGAAUUCUUAUCCGACAACCAUAUUCUUACCCUCUCUCGAAAAUGCCGCCCCAUCUACACCCGAAGUCGCGAUCGACGAGCUCGCUCUUCGCGGCUACCCUCCUUGCGUCCCUCGGCGUCGUCGGCUUACCACACCUCUUCCCUUGCCCGGCUCCGCGUCGGACGCUCGCCGAUUCUGAAAUGAUCACUACGGCCGAUGGUCAAACAAUCCAGAGAGUGAGGCGGAGGGUAAGGAAAGACGUCGAUGUCCCGGUUCCAACGGAUGGUCCGCUACGCACCCAACCAGCGACGGAUGACGACGUGUCGACAUUUCUCCAAUUGGAGGAGGAAGCCAAACAAUUAUCUCAAACUGGUCGGGAGUGUCCUGUUCCCAAACCUACGGGGGCCCUUGGGGAGUUAUUAGGGUUUCCGAGUCGAAAAGAUACUCCUCAGGGACAAGAGGAGAGAACCGGGAGUUGACGGCAUUCACCCUCUUUCAUUCUCCAUUUCCCUUUUCAAUAACACCGACAACCGACUAUUAUGACACCAAAAACACGCGGAUCCUGCGGAUCUACGAAAAUAUACACACAGCACAGUCCAUUGGAGAUGGACUCGCUUUGUGCACCGGGAGGAGCGGCUAUAGCCGGACAGCCGGCGACAUACUUGUACAGAUACCUGUGUAUUAGGGCCGAGACAGUGGCCAUUUAAACAAAUAGCGAUACCUG